Molecule: messenger RNA, 14615 nt
Organism: Spirometra erinaceieuropaei
Lineage: Eukaryota; Metazoa; Platyhelminthes; Cestoda; Diphyllobothriidea; Diphyllobothriidae
Source: the annotation of a GenBank genome assembly
AUGCGGCAUUUGCGGGUUGGUGCUCCAGGCCUGGUUCGCCAGUCGCAGGCGGAUGUUCACCAGACGAUUGUUGGUGCCCUGCGGCAGACAGGGCAGUCGUCCCACGAUGUCGUUCGGGAUGUCAAAGGCGACGCCCGCGUCCCUCGCUCUGCCUUGGGGCGACCGCUCCAGAAGAAGACGCAGCCGGCACCCACCUUCUCCAGUCGGCCAUCUCCGGAGCACCGGGUCUCACUGAGGGCAAUGAUGUCCACCUUGAAGCGCGCCACUAGCGCCGUCUUCCGUUCCGGUCGGUUUCUCAUCGAACUGUCUAGAAUGGGUCGAACAUUCAAGGCUUCCAGAGUGAGCUGCUCAUCCUACCAGUCUACUAAGUGGGGAGGAAGAGGAGGAAGAGAAAGAGUGUUGUUUCUCGUUUGAUUGCUUCGACUGUGAGUUUAUCGUCUGCGACCACGGUUAGCCUGCAGACGGAGGGAUUCCCCAGCAUUUGUCUACCGCACCUUUCCUAGCCCCUUCCCCCUCGCGGGAUUGAGCAGCGCUGGCCCUAUAUAGGGCUGCUCAGUUGUGUCAGACGGCUGGCGCACUCCGCAAAGGGCCACGCCUUUUCUUAGUGGAAGAACGACCCGGGUUAGUCUGGGACAGCCUACGACAUCGCUGUAAGCUUGUGGCCUCCUGCGAUGUUCCAGACAGUGCCUCGUCUCGACGACGCCAAUGCCAAGAUCCACCGAAGUCAACCCUACCGUGCGCGGAGAUGCAUACACUAAUACCCUCACCUGGUUUAGCUCACAGGUCGAGGUGAUUACCGGGGUGUGGUCGUUAGGCAGAGCCUAGCUUCGGGGAGUCAAAUGUGAGAGUUGGGUGCCAGCAAAUGGACGCUAGGCGUAAUCUACACCUACAAGCAAGUGGGUGACCUACUACGUCCGACACAUGAACCCACCGCCGGACACCCCUCAACCCCAAGUCUGGCUAUAUAAGAAAUGUGCAACAUGACUCAUAUCCAUUACAAAAUUUUGUAAGCCCUUCAUGGUGCCUUCUCAGUAGUGUGUAAGAGCUGAUGAUUCUCCUAAAAUAAAAAGCAAGCAAUCUGUAGUUUGAUAGCCGAAAACGCGAGUUGAACAUAGGUCAAUUGAGAGGUAUAAGUGAGUUACGUACCUACCGUUUCGUCGUUUACAAAAUUUAAAUGAGACCUAAUGUGCCACAAAAUGGGAUACAAGGAAGUUCAUUUGCGCAUUUUAUCAAUAAGCUGUGUUCAAACACAAAACCAGUGGCAAAAUGUACGCUAUUAAGGUGAUUAUUUUUGUCAAUCGUAGCUUUUGCAGGCGGCGGAUGAUAUGCGUAUUCAAAAGCCAGCAUCUUGGCGGACAUUGUGUAUCUUUGGAUUGCGCUUCACGCCUCUGUCUAAGUUAUCGGAAACGGACAGCCGGAAAGAUUUAUCCUCCGAAAUGUAGGGGAGCGCACUGCAAAGCCCACCAUGGCAACAGCAGAAAAGGAAGACUUACUUACAAGACCACCUUUUCAAGGGAAUGCAGCAGGUGACGUAGUAAGAAGACGCCUGAAGACAGCGAUCACUAGGGCUUUCUCCGCGGCGAAAUCACGUUUAUGUUUCACGAACUCUCCCCUCCUACGUUUGGGAGGUAAAGACCGACUCCCGUUGCAGGCCACAUCGAUGUGUGUGUACUCAUUCACUUGCUCCUGUGAAGAGGGAUACAUUGGCCGUACAACGAGGCGCCUGGAAAAGUGAGUACGUGAGCACGUACUGGUCUGGUUAGUUAGAGGUAAAAAGAAAUCGAUUUCGAGUUCUAUUCUCGCACAUCUGGUUGAUACGAAUCACCGAGUCGAUGCCAAAGAAGCCCUUUAGGUUGUUUACCGAGGCCAGCAAGUUUCCACAGAGGUCUUUGCCAACGGGUGCUAGCUACAGCCGAGGCAGUGACUAUACGGCUAACCAAUCCAGUACUAUGCUGGCAGAAGACGUUGAUACAGGCACUCUGUCUUCCGUGGCCAACGCCGACCGCAGAUGGUCAUUACACGCUGCCCCAAUCCCCUGAUGGCAGUGAUGUGGGCUCAACGUACCCGACUUACAAUCUUCAUUCACAGCCUAUGUCACCCUCCCCCUCGCCCCCAUGACCCAGUGACCAUAACACGCCUCGUCAUGCGGGUGGCGUGGGAACACUGCGUCCUAAUAGCCCCUGAGUCACUUAUAAACCCUGUGAAAUUCGCAUAUGUUAUACUUCUAUGUAACUGUGUUGGCCUGAUGACGAGUUAUCGAAAACACGUGUUUGCCAAAUUGGCUUUUCAAUUGUAACGUAGGACUAUUCGCAGAACUUGUUGUUUUUAAUCUAAAACGCGUUUUAAAAUUUCGUUAGCAUUUCGGGAGUUAAGCCGCCUAUUACAGAUACAGAAGCCUUUGCUAUACCAAACUGACCGAAGCAAGGUUGUGUGCGUCUUCAAAACUACUUCUGAUUGAUUCUCUUUGUAACAUAAGUGGGAGGUUUUCUACGGAAAUCCGAUGAUCUCGACAGUAGAUUCGAAGACAUCACGCCUCUAAGGAAGUCCCAAAAAAUCAUAUAAAAAAUCUGCAUUUUACAGAGGGGCUGCAAAAUAGACAUUGAAAUAAGAAGCGCAGAAGCGGAAGGCCCGGUGUCUUUCGUCAAGCUGUGUAAAAGCUUGAUUAUUGAGAUGAGAAAAAGCAACUAUUCGGGAGCAACUGGAGACACUUAGUGAAUACAAUGAGUCGACAGUCAUCAUCAGCGAUCUUUUUCUCACUGCUGAAAACAUGCUUGUUGAUGUUGGAGGCCAAGCUACACGCAACCUCACAAUCGUCUGGAAAAUGUAAUUGCAGGUGGCCAACAUUAUUCCUGUCAUCGUAACUCUACAAAAUUCGUGUAGAGACGCCAACCUACUUUCCACCAAGCUAACGGAGUAAAAAAACAGCUAAAUUAAUAAAGUUUCUUCCCGGCGUAGCAUCGUGUACGCCUACGAAAACUUAGUGUGCGAUGUUCAGCGAACUCACCUUUACAUAUCAUUCGAGAAUCCCCAGUACGAAGUGACAAGAACAAUGCUGGGCGAUUAGGUCUUAGGCCUUGAUGGCAUACUCAGCAUCUUUCUAGUGUUGAAUCAGAUCCGAUUCUGUCAGAGGGUCUACAGCGUGUACAUGUCUGGCGAGCGCCUGUCACAAAUCUUCGCAGUCAAGGACAACGGAAGCCGCCCUCUUGAUUCCCCGUGAAGGUUUCCUUUAAUUAUUUGAGAACUCAUCGGUCCAUCUGUAAAACUCUAGCACGGGAUUGCUGACAUUUCGGGAUGGGAAAAAAUGGAGUCGCAACUUUAAAGCUGAAGAGGGGAAAAACCCAAGCUCAGAUAGCAUAACAGAAUAAAGUGGAAACCGAAGAACACAUUGUUACAGUUAAGAAUCCUCUUUGGCGUGUCUUGAUUACCAAAACGUAUUGAACUUUUAUACUGCCUUUGUGUUAUGGAAUACUCUCAGCGCUUGCCAAAACCCCCUAUCUGCCGGCUUCAGAUAGUCCAGACUGGAGGUUCCUGUCUUCGCCACGGUGCGACUAACAUAAGCUUUCAGUCCAAUGCCUUUGUCAGAGCCCAGAGGGCUUUAAAAUGUUCCACUGUGCAUUUUUUUUAGAAUUGAAGCAAAACUCAUCGAAAACCUCCGAGUAAACCGCAACGCAGAUAACCUAAGCACACCACCUUUACGAGACUCACAGACCUGAUCUCACAAGCCACUGCACAUUAGGAUUGGGGAAUUAUCUAGGCAAGUCGCAGGUCUGAUGUAUUAUUUGGGAUAUGAAUAAAAGAAUUUCGAAAGAGGAUGCAUUGAUUGAUUCUCGGGCGAAUCUAGGCCUGUGAUUGGCUGCGGUCUGACGGCGUACAGGGCGCGUUUGAACGAAGUGGGAUUUUGACAGAUCGGCAUGGGUGGUAGGCCAAUAGGUUUGCCAUGGCAUGCAAUGACUGCUUGUUAGAUGCGAAGGGCCGAAAAACGGUCGGCGAGCCAAUAAAAUUAACCGACGUUGCUGCUGCGCCUUCUAGCUAUGGGCAUACGCCACACCACCGAUACAUCCUUAGGUCGUAACUAUCUCUUUUCGCCUACGAGUGUGGAACUCUUAUACUGUGUAUAGCCAAGCAUUUUAGGCCAACUUGUGGGCCCAUUUUUAAUUGUAUUUAACCAUGAUCGAAAAAAGCUGACAACAGCAUGUUAAGCUUUUUGUAUCAGACUGAGUGAUUCGAGUCUGCUAAACACAACGCCAGUCAUUCACGUUACACACUGGCAGGGUAGCUGAUCAAAUGAGUCAGGAAUCAGGAACUAACAUCGAAUAGGAAAAAUUGCAUUUCCUUCCUAGUUAAUCAUAAUCGAAUGACUAUUAUCGGAACCUGAAUCAUCUGUGACUGUAUAUCGAAAAAAUCGCCCGGUUUCAUCAUCUGUUUUGAUGCAAAAAUCGUUACUUUAUCCGAACACACCAUCAAUACCAGAAUUUCCGUAGGAAAUACAAAACACAGAGAUAAACGUUUGAAAUAAUUACGACAAAAAUCGACAAAAAUAUCUAGCGUAGACCAGGAUUCAAAAAAGUAACGAAAAAAUAUAUUGUUUUGGAGGGUUCAUGCAACCAUUCAGUAAAUGAUUAAAACGACAACAAGGUUUAGCAAACAGCAACCAAAACAAAUAUAAACAUGUUUGGUUUAUCUGAUUUUCCCCAGAGCAAAAGCGCAAAUUUAACUCAUAAAGUAUUUCAACUGUGCAAUAUUUGACAGCGACGUAUAUUCAAGAAUUUCCGCUUAAUGUAAAGGGAAAAUGGAUAAGAUAUUUGACUUUUGAGUAGAUUUUGCAGAUUCUGUAGUGGUCAGCAGUUGUAAGUUUUCAAUAUGCUUUUCUUUGACUGAGACGGAAAGUAAGCCUAAAAAGCGAAAAUCGUAGUGAUAACGCAGCAGCUUACUGUACAACCGCACAGGCAGAUGUCUCAAUACAAUCCAAUUAAUUAUUUCAAUCGGGUCUGGUGCCAUCGGAUAGUCUUAAAAAACAAUGCAUCUCGCACUCAGAAAUAACCAGAUGCUUUAUUUUUUUCAGUAGCCCAGCGGGAAUUCUGUCCUCCCAACAUCGCAUAGUUUCAUCUCAGGCACCAACGAUUUUUUCCUCAAGAGAAAAGCGAGCGUGAAUAACAAAAAUCAUGCGUACAUGGUGAGCACUCAGUAAGACAACUUUGGUGACACUCUCCUAUUCUGAUCUAUAUUAUGUACUAAUGUUCUCGCAAGGGGGCCGGAAGAUGAAUAGAACUUAUGUUUGUAUAAGUUCAUCGAUAAUAGUCCACACUUCCAUCGUCUCCCUUCCUCUUCAACAGAAUUUACCCACGGAGAAUUAGAAUGUUAUGACUUAUUUUAGAAGUGAUGAGAUGCAAUUAGUAACUGUUGUGUGUUACUUGGUGGAGAAACUAGCCUAAUCACUGCCGCAUGUCUGUAUUCGUUAACUGACUUCAGAAAAUAUCAAGUCUUCUCUACUUUUAAAAUAUCCAUUUUCUUAGAAAUCAAGAUACUAACACCCAACCCCAACGUCUAAGGAAGCAACAAAAAUACUUACCUUGACAUUCAGGUCCGAGAUGGAAGAUGUUGUGCUUAAGCGGUUUUCCAUUUUGCCCAUACUGCGUGAGAAUAAAGCACAUAAUUUGUUCCUGAAUUAUAAGAAAGUGUGCCACCAACCAGCACAUAUUCACUUGGCAAUAAAUACUAUGAUUUAUUAUAUAACUUUCAAUGAGUCCAUUUCAUUUUCGAUGAGAAUCAUUCGUUCGUUACAAUUUGUACAUCGCCUUUUAGUCCGGCAUUGCCGCUAGAAUAGUAAUAACUGGUGGAUUUUAAUUGCAGCAGGCUGAAGGGCACCUUUCUUAUCCGAGCGGAUGGUAACUGAAUAGGAAAGCCUUGCAGAUACAAAUUUUCUUUUGUCAGUGGAAUUUUUUAAUAUAACCGCAAACAACGUAGCCCAUCAUGCGCCAGAUCCAGAUUCUGCCCACGUCCCCAGUCUGAGACGACAGUGUUAGGACUCGUAAAGUAGAACUUACCACACCAAAGUAGCAGUCCUUAGUGAGAAUCAUAAAAAAGGUCAGCUGCUGAGUUGUAGACGUCAGCCAGUCUGGCUUUGGUAUGCAAAAGAGAGAUCUGGAGGUAAGGUUAAAGAACGAAAAAUCCCUAGACGGCCAGUUGUCAUGGCAGAGUUUGCAAGCCCGUUCACCAACUGGAGCGCAGAUUAUCGGGACGACAGACACAAUUUCACAAAAUUGCACAUUUGCCGAUAGUUUCAUUAGGAAAAUGUUCACAAUGGUGGCUUUAGUAGUUGUUUUAGUUCACCGUUUUUAGGUUUAUCCUAGCUGCGGAAUUAAAAUGGCCUUUCGAAAUAUGACCUAAUAAUGUGUUUAAGUGCAGUUUAAGCCUAACAACAAACAGAUUCUACGAUAUUUUUGAAGAUUGGUUGGUAUCUCCUCUAACGCUACUAUUUUUCUAUGCGAAUAUGUGUACAUAGUUUAUUUACAGCGUUUUCACUGCCUAUACAUGCAUUUGCUCCCCAUACACUAAAAAAGUACGACACGGUUGAUAUCCAUUGCAUAAUUAUGUGAGCCUUUUUAUAUUGAUAUCUUAAUAGCGUUGAGAAGUGCAUACUUUUCCUUACACAGAAGCUAUAGAGCAUGUAGUUUGGAAAACAGGAGCGCAGGUGCAGCCGUUCGGUAGGGUUGCAAAUUAUUCAAGAAUUAAAAUGAUUUUUAAAGCCCAGUUUUCACUUCGUUAAAGUAUAAAAUUUGAGGACAACUGAACAUGCUACCAAAUGUCGCGGUGUCUACACUCUUCUAUGCGCCGCAAUUCCAAAUAUGAUUGAAAAAGUCUCAGAAUGCUCGAAUACCUCUGGAGGACUUUUAUUUGAAACGGUGGACGGGGGAAAAUUAGCGAACAACAGUAACCGUCAUCUUAAGUUUUUAAUAAAUACUAUAAGCAUAUAUCUCCGAAAGAAUUCAUGCGAAACCGGAUGAGUCGAGCUAGGUUACCAUGACUAUUUGUGGUAGCGUUAUCAGGCCUGUACAGUAAUAAAUGACGGGAUAGCAUAUUAGAUUCGUCUACCAGAGUUAAUAAAUCAGUAUCGAUGAAAGGGUAGGGGAUUUUUACGCAGGUGACAUAACUCUAUGUGUGGAAGUAAUACUGACGGUGGCGGUAUCAUCGCGAGGCAGUAGCUCAGUACGGUGGAAACGCUGGAACUUCGACAGGGGCCUUAUUGCAAUUAUAAUUUCACAAAAUACUUUCUUAGUUGACGAUGUACUCCAAGGAACAUUUGGCUACACCAGUCGCAGAGUUGAAAAAGACCUUUUUGAUGCACUGGAACUGUUUUCACUUUUGAGGGCAUGGGCUUUUGAAAGAGCUUCUACGCGCUUGUCAGAACCCUGCAUCAAAAUCUGAAAGUUAUUCUUAUGUCUCCUAUGUGCGUUAGGAUAGAACAUGAAAAUGACCUCGUGUUCUGGCUAAGCCAAUUAUAGCGCUGUCGAACGUAUCAGUUAGGAAAUACGCCUCAUCGUCCAGCAUGUAUGAGCUACGCCAUUGGAAAAUAAAUAACGAGAGUUAUGUAGCUGAGGUCUUAGAUGCGGCCUAAUCUAGUCUCCGAUUUUUUAAAAAUCACCUCAAAUUUUACUUCAAGGCAUUAACAGAUUUCAAACAUCGAUAAUUAUUUUGUCUUUUGCGUUUCAGUUGGUAUGGAAGCUUAGAAAAGAAUGUACCAUAAUUGAUUUUUCGCAUUACUGCUCUGGAUGUUUGGUUUUUACGCGCCUCUGAAUGGGUACGGCAUGACAAGCAUUCCUUCUUUAUAAAUGAUUUAUGGAUCGAAUCUUUCCCAAUAUUACUGUUGGGCAUAUUCAUGGGAUGUACGGAUGAGCUAAACAUUAUACCUUUUUGCCCGACCCAAACAAACAAAACUACUAAAGUUGCUAUUGAUGAUUCCACUGAUCAUUCCACCUGGUCCUCUGUUUGGCAAUACGCCGAGUGAUUAAGUUGAUUUUUUUGUUUCUAGGUAUUGGAUAAAACAGACUGCAGGCUGAGAGCUUUUUAUUGCUGAAAUGAGCUAUUUAGAAUCACGUUGGCAAUUUCAAAGACCUAAUCCAUAUGUCGCUCAAAAUUCAGUUUUUGCAUUACUGGCCAGUGUUUUAUUGUGAUUAGCUUUCCUCACACAUACUUCUCUAAACAGAGUUUCCUGAGGUAAUGCCUUGACCAGGCAGGAGUUCCAGCAAUAUAAUUAGUGUCCUAUUGUGAAUUUGCCUUGCACACACUAAGGAGGCAGCUCUUUCAGUCCCCCGGGUAAAAUCCUCUGUAUAGUAAUCCCUCGCUAUUUCGCGUUUUAGCCUUCGCGGCUGAACUCUAUCGCGGAUUUUAUAUGCAAAUAUACCCAAAUAUUUAUCGCAGAUUUUUCGCUGGUUUACGGAUUUCUGUGGGUAAUGGACCUUUUAUUUCUGGCAUAUGCUUCCUCAUUUGGUUUGGCCGGGACGCCACUGCCAGAUGACUAAGAAGCUACUCAGUCAGAACACGCGAUUAAGUAUCCUAAAUUCAACGAAUUUAACUUAAUAGUUAGGAGAAUAUAAGGGAUGUGUGCUGCAUAAUUUUGUAGGAUAUGCAUGUAAGGAUAUGAGAAGGCUUAUAAGAGUUUACAAUAUAUAAAACCAACCACAAAACAGAUGGCUUUCAGUUCGCGAAUCGUCACUUUCAGGAGGAUACUGGAACGCAAUCCCUGAGAUCGACGAAGCCUUACUGAAUGCAUAGAUUAUCUGAUUUUUUGCCCGCUAGUAGAUUUUUGUCUCAGGUAUGAAGAUACCUAUAAAGAGAGACGUCCCAUUAAGUGAUCCCAUGUUCCUAUUGUUUUGACUGUAAUCUCAUGCAUUUCCUGAUAAAUUAUACGAAUCAUGAAAAAAAUAAGGUAGCAGGGGAUCCAUAAGACGUUAACGACAUUUGGUGAGUCUCGAUUCAGUACUUUGUUAACUUUCUUCUCUCCCUUUUUAUUCAGACACAUUCAGACCUCUUAGAUCAUGUUAAUUAAUAGCUUUUCUUUUGCUGUUCUGCUUAAGUUCAAACUGCGCUGAAGAAGUCAUUGUGCAUGUACAUAACCACUCACUUUCGUCCGAAACUGUGAUCCUCGAUGCUUCACAGCUGCGCGACAAAUAUUGUUAUUUGUUUAAUUAGGAACAUCCAUUUGCAGACCAAUUUUAUUGAUGGUAGCUGCUUAGCAAGCGACGAAUGAUAUUGGACAUUCAAUAAAAAGCAGACUUUUCGCGCUUCCCAAACGCCAAGUGUCUGAACAAUGAUUUUUCUGCAGAUCACAUAGAAUACGUAUCCGACGAUUUUCGAUUUCUAAGGCAGUCCUGUCUUGCCGAGUAUAUUAAUUUGAAAGUUAUACGAGGCGUCAGUAUUUCAAAAAGAUCUGGUUCUAACGGAUGGAGGCAAGUGUGCGCGUCCCAGGUUCUUGUUGAAAACAAGACGAAGACGCGAUCACUGGAGCGAUAGGUUUAUUAGCCUGCAAUUUCGGAGUCGUACAGGUGCCCAGUAUCAGAGUCCGCGUGAAUGCAACAACUAGUGAGCAUUUUGUAGUCGAACACCGGGAAGGGGGGGACAGGGAGAUGGGAGGGGGGGAAUAGUGUCCGUAAUCGUAUCGGGUUUGCCCCACCCGGCUCACAGUAUCCUCACGGCGUGCGUCUUUGGUGAGGAAGUGGGCUGCGCUACCUGGCUGGGUGGGCGUAGGCGUGAUAACACGAGGGUAGUUCAAUGUGUCUGUUGAUUGGAUUGGUGUCCGACACCAACGCCUCUAACGGUUCUCGCCCCGUCUUGUUGCCGGCUGGCGCCAGCAUCUGCGUUCUCUCAAAGUCGAACUCAUGGCCUUCCUCCAGCGUGUGAAUAGCCACUCGAGUAUUCACGAGCCAAGACAUCGCACUGUCUGACCUGUCCUGACACGGAAUUUGGCAAACUACGUCUGAUCGCUUUUCUUACGACGAGCAGCUCCCUGAUCUCCAUGAGCCUGAUGCGCAUGGCAGCUGCCGAACGAUGGACGAUACCCAUGCCUAACUCUGCCACAAAUAGUUCUGUUGCCUCGGACACAGUCUGUAUACUGUAGUGGGUGUCAAAUUAGUGGUUUCCCUCUUCUGUUUGUUCGCCGUGGGCGCAUGCGCAUGCAGCGGCUUAUGAAGUUCAUUCAUUGCCAACUGGUUCUUUUCAUCUUCAAUGGAAGAAAAUACGAACAAAUCAAAGGAACACCGGGAAGUUCUCCAAUAUCCAGCCUAAUUGCGGAACUGAUCAUACAAGAUUUGGAAAAAGUGGCUAUCAACCACAAGACGGGGUGAGAACUGUUGGAGGAGAGGGUGUCAGACACCAACCCAAUCAACAGACACAUGGAACUACUCUUGUGUUAUCACGCCUACGCCCACCCAGCCAGGUAGCGCAGUCCACUUUCUCACCAAAUACGCACACCGUGAGGGUACUGUGAGUCGGGUGGAACAAACCCGACACGAUUACGGACAAUAAUCCUCCCCAAUAUCCUUGUCACCUCUUCGUGGUGUUCGACCACAAAAUGUUCACUCGUUGUUCUACUCACACGGUCUCUGAUGCUGGGCGCCUGUACGACUCCGGAAGUGCAGACUAAUAAACCUAUUGCUCCAGUGAUCUCGUCUUCGUCUUGCUUAAGACUUCGUUCUCUUCAAACAUAACUUUGUUUUAGCUGAAUUAGAACUAAAGAGUACAACCAUACUGCUAUUUAAUAAGCUUUAUGAGCUUGGAUUUUGGGGAAAGGGUUAUUGGUAUGUUUGGCUCUCAGUCAACAGAUUUGUUUACAGUGCAACCUAUUUUCCUACCGCAUUCACACCUUUAGUAAAUACUUGCAUGGCUAAAUGGUCUCACUGGUUUAAAUGAGUGAGGUGGGAUUUUCCCCACUGAUCUAUCAUCGUGAAAUGUGCUUUCACUUAUUCUCGUCGGUUGUGUACGCUCUUUUGCUAUUAUCUUGAAAAAUGUUAUUUUGGGAAGUGACAUAUAAGAGCACGAUUACGCAUUCGUGUCAGCGUUAACUGAGAAUUCCUGACCAGAAAAGUGGUCAAAUCAUUUUAACUGCUAUCUAAAUGUGUCCUACUCCAUUUUUGGUUCCCUGAAAAAACAUUUCGGCACUUUUAAAUAACUUUUAUAUCCAAAACAUGUGCCUAGUUUGUCUAUGUUAGUAAGAUGCGACUAGUUUAUGGUUUCAUUUAACAUCUUUAUUUCAAAGGUCACUGCUUUUUACACACGUUUGAGUUUUAGUUUAUCUAUAUGCUGGCGACCAUUUUAUCUAGUUUCUUACUAGAAAGAGGUAUAUUUUUAAUGAGAACAGUGUGCGUGCGACGACUUUUAAAAACAGUUUAUGCAUUAAUCACAUUUGAUCCGAUAUGACUUAUUCAAAAUUUGCACAACUAUAUGUGAAUUACAUGAGCUUGGUAGUCAUCUGGUGGAUUUCAGAUGAAUUACUUAGGAAAUCGUGCUUGGGCAGUCAACUUACUGUAUCAGAUUUGGUGGAUUCGAGACGUUGCAGUAAGUUGGGCGGGUAACUUGGCCCAAAUGUGAUUAAACUAGCGUCGUACGACGGGGCCUCGUAGCUCAAGUGGUUAGAGCGUUAGCUGUACUAAAGCCUUCCCCUUUCUGCGUGGGUUCGAAAUCCACCGAGGCGCCGAGCUUUUCACAGUUGGCUCAAAUAUAAAUUAUUCAAAAAGUGCUAAAACAUCUGUGAUGUUAGGCUGGGCGUGGAAGUUAAGAGAGGUAUUUUCAAGGCUAAGAAUAUGAGGCUAGGGUAAAAGUUGGAGUAAAACAAUAUGUACGUCCUCUGUGAUUUAGCGCGCGUCCUCCCUCUAUACUAGGGAUGAAAAUCUUCAUGUCAGCCAGAAAGAGUUCAGGCAAUUUCCCUUGUGAAAACGCACUGCACAACAUCGGAACGAUGCGGUAAGAGGUAUAAAAAGAAGAGCUCUCUCUGACACUCAGUAAGUGGAAGUUCAUUACUUAACUUUCAAGUACAAAUGCAGAUGAGUAGUCUCUUAUACCGCUUUUCGACUGUCGGACCUUGAUUGAUUGGUUUUCAUAAUCUAUCUGUCUCCUUCCUUUUGAUCAUUUGUCGUGUUCUUGACAAUUUUGAAUAUUUAAAUCUGCUGUCGAUGGAAGACGACUAAGGCUGCGGUUAAGGCAGUGAUCUGUCGGACUGAUGGCUUUGUUGACUACGCGUAGUUCCAGAUAGCUUUCAGGCUGACUCCCGUUACUUUGCCUAAGCCCAUCGCAGACGCCUUAUCUUUUUCUCGCAACAAAAGGUGUCAUAAGGCCUGGGAAGUCCAAACGUAACAACGUAACGGUUGAUUUCAUUGCCAUCGAAAAGCUAUGCACGCAUUGUCUGUCUUUAGAGCCCGUAGCCUAUAAUGGUCUGUCGCCGGUGUAUGGAUCCUCCAUCUUACGCUGUGAGUUUUGAAUCCGUCUUUGGUCUCUGUGUGGCCAAUAAACGCUUGUGAAGGCGCAUAUGUCGCUUUCGUCAGCUUCCGGCUCCGUCGUUGAAAUGAAGAGCAUUUCAGAAGAAUUUGCAGAAACUUGUUAAGCUUUUGGUAGUCAGUAGUAGCUUUUUAGUUGUAUUAAGUGGCAGCGAUGAGAAGCUUAGUGUUUACAUUUCGUGUCUGCCCAUCGGAACUGAAAAAGACCACUCGUGAGACGACUUAAAGUUUCGUCCUGAGCCUUGAGACUUCCGAUUGCUGAUCUUGUGCUCAUCGCCCAUUCUUAAAUGCAUAACAAUCAAAAAGGCACCGCGUUGUUGGUUUUCCAUAAUAAUAAAUGGUUUUACUGAUUAUUUCUAAAGCCAAAAAUAAGCGAGGCUGUUCCUUUUACAAUCCCUCAAAAUUUCCUAUAUUAUUUCUUAAAAGGUAUUUCAGAACAGCCUAGAGUAUUCGCCAGCGUAGACGUAACCUACAUUCUGGAAAAAGCAUCAUUUUCUAUCAAAAAUCCUCUACUGCAAAACUUAGAUUUGCUCCUUGCAUUCGAGUUAAUAUUUUUUGUCUUCGCAUUACUGUAGAGACGUCAGGGAGGUUCAGCAUGUGUUCUUUAUAUAAAGCGAUAAUUUGGCAUAUCAUAGUCAACUCUGCUUCGUAUUGUCGUACAUGCCGCAUCUGUAUACCAUGUCGUUUAAAAAUUAAUUUUUCAAAGAAUAGAAUUUGGCAUAUAUUAUAAAUUUGGAAAGACUUUUUCUUUCGUAUGUAAAAUAACUUAACUUACGUUUUUGGCGCAACAUUAUGACUUUAGCUGAACAAAAUAAGUAUAUGCUGUUUCUGAUUGGAAAUAAGGGAUAUAAUGUUUUAUGUUGUUGUGAGCUUCUAAAAUUGAAUAUUUAUGUGGUCAUCAGACAUUUAGUUCAUGAAACCUCUAGUACUGCUUAUAAUAGGUAGUGAAUAUAAUGUUGCUCAAAAAACCUCUAUUGGCGAUGUCGACUUUGGUAAAUCUGAGUUAGAUGGAGUUUAAGACACUUUCCAGCCUGCCAAAUAAUUUGUUUAGUUCAUGUGAUAGAAGACUGUUGGCAUAUCUUUAUUACUUUUUAAAUAAUUGCCGGAUAUUGAAGCAUGCUACCACGCGUGAGCUUUACUCUGGAAGCUAAACGUUCCCACUAGCGCUUGCGCUUUAAAAUGAGAUCCCAUAAAACCUAGGUUUCUUUUUUCCAGCGGUUUGCUGCGCAAAAGGCCGCGGACAGUUCUCGACAUGACGCUUAUAUCUGUAGCUGUUGAACGAACUUCAAGAUCAUUUUCACAAAGGGCGGCAGCGCCAGCCAAUCUUGUAGCACGGAAAACCUCUCCCUAUUGCCUUUCUGCCAUUGGUGAAAACGCCUUUGAUCACCACCUGAGCGGUAGUUAGUCGCCAAGUGCCAGUGUUGCCCACGGUGUGCGCUUAACUACAUGCACAUGCAACUCAAGUUUUUGAUCCUGAUCGCUGUCUCAGUUUCGAAAUGUGCGCCAGUUUGUUUAAUAUUCUCGAUUAUAUACCCUAGACUGUUCAUAAACCAGUCCGUAUUUUUUCUUCGCAGGCUCGGCCCUCGAGUGUUACAAAUGUACAAAUUGUCGAGACAACUUUAUGCAAAAGCCGCCCGAAACGGGAUGUCUAUUUUGUCAGGUAAUUACCUGAAACAUAUCAUUCGUCCAAAUAUAGUUAUUUAUAUAAAGCUGUCGUCUUAAUUGCACUCUUUAAUGCUAACCACUUACGAAAAUAUAAACAAAAGUGAUCAUCGCAACCGCCCUACCCUCUGUUGUGAACUUAAAAAAUAUUUCAUCUGCAGGACAUAUACCCAAAAUGUCAGCGAAUUCAUUUAAUUUUUGUUAAUGUCCCCUAGUACUGCAAUCACUGCUUUUUCUUUAAAUUCCUAAAUGCGUUUCAGCUGUUUUAUUUAAGUUGCAUUGAUGGAUUUUGUCCUGAUUUCCCCGUGCUCUUUGUCAUAUGCUUUCCUAUUCUUUAUGCUUGGGCCAAAGGAGACAUAUAUCCUUCAUAUGUUUUACUUUGACAGACGAAAAAAUCAUUCGAGGAUAAUGAGCUCAAGGCCGUUUCAAGGGACUGCGUACAGAAGUGCACUCCGUCAAAUACCAUAA